CCAGGUCUCCUCAGCCCUUGCCUCAGCGUCACUGUAUUUAUUAUCUCCAAAGCACUGAUGUUUCCAGGAAGCUUUGGUAACUGUCACUCCCCCCCACACGCACCAGCUAAGAUCUGUCCCCAGGGAGUUGGGGAGGUGCUGGGUGCCCCCAGGGUACCCACACGUAAUUGCACAGCUGUUCCUGCAGCUGGAAACAGUGGCAUUCCCCUGCAGCCACCUCAUUCCGGACCGGAGCUACAGAGCUGCCCGCAGAGGGGCUGGGGUGGAGUGGGUGCUCGGCUAGGCCUUGAGAUUGCCCUGCAGACACAACAAGGGGUGGGGUCCCCACAGGCACGGGGAGGGGCAAAGUCCUUGAAAAGCUGCCCUCCUCCCCACCGGCUCUGCCCUCCCCCAGUGCUCCUGAGCCGCUGCACCAUGGACCACACAGUGGUGCUCAUUACCGGCUGCUCCUCUGGCAUCGGCCUGCACCUGGCCGUGCGCCUGGCCGCCGACCCAUCCCAGAGAUUCAAAGUGUACGCCACGCUGAGAGAUCUGUCAGCGCAGGGCCCGCUGCUGGAGGCAGCCCAGGCCCGCGGGUGUCCGCCUGGCUCCCUGGAGAUAUUGCAACUGGACGUAAGGGAUUCAGACUCUGUAGCUGCAGCCCGGGCACAUGUGACCGAAGGCCGCGUGGAUGUGUUGGUGUGUAACGCCGGCCGUGGAGUGCUUGGGCCACUGGAGGCGCACUCGGUGGACACCGUGGCCUCCAUACUGGACGUGAACGUGGUGGGGAUGGUGCGGACACUGCAGGCCUUCCUGCCAGACAUGAAGCGGCGAGGCUCAGGGCGUGUGUUGGUGACCGGCAGCAUGGGGGGCUUGAUGGGGCUGCCCUUCAAUGAUGUCUACUGCGCCAGCAAGUUCGCGAUUGAAGGUUUAUGCGAGAGUCUGGCGGUUCUGCUGCCACACUUCGGGGUCCACUUGAGCCUCAUCGAGUGUGGCCCUGUGCACACCGCUUUCCUGGAGAAGCUGGAAGGCGGCCCCGGCGGUUCCCUGGAACGCGCGGACGCCCAGACCCGCCAGCUCUACUCUCUUUAUGAACGCCACAGCCAGGAGGUCUUCCGCGAGAUGGGGCAGGACCCCGAGGAGGUGACGGAGGUCUUCCUCACUGCGCUGAGCGCCCCAGAGCCUGCCCUGCGCUACUUCAGCACCAACCGCUUCCUGCCCCUGACACGGCUGCGUCUGGACGAUCCCAGCGGCGACAACUAUGUCGCCGCAAUGCACCGCGUGGUGUUCGCGGAUCAGUGCGCCUGGUCUAUGGCCCAAGGACCCGGGAGGCAUGAGCCCGGCGCCGCUGCUGCCAUCCCACAAUAA
Molecule: messenger RNA, 1347 nt
Organism: Ochotona curzoniae (black-lipped pika)
Lineage: Eukaryota; Metazoa; Chordata; Mammalia; Lagomorpha; Ochotonidae
Product: estradiol 17-beta-dehydrogenase 1-like
Exons: 6
Coding region: 58-1347 (429 amino acids)
Molecular function (GO): oxidoreductase activity
Source: RefSeq, a predicted model, not a curated record